UUGUUCCCCGUUGGGCCUCCAGAGCGAAACACUGCAGAGGACUCGCGUCCCUUGUGGUCUUUUCUUGGUGACCUUUUCCCUUUAGAGUCUUGUAAAAUUAUUCUUCAGGGGAGGAACGCUACAAAGGGUCUUGAGUAAGUUGCGAAGCUUCGUUGUCAUGUUAUGGGAUGUAAUGACCACGUUAGCCUGUAGGGGUCCCUGUUUGCUUCUACUGCAGGUCACCUCAGAGCGAUUUCUCCCUGUACUCCACUUUUAUGUUCCUGUCGAAAUCAAAAUGACCUUCAGAUCUCCCUUUACAACACAACCAGUUGUGUGUGUGUGCUUGUUAAAAUGUUUGGUGGGGACAUAAAUCAUAAUCAGAUUCACAUCGUGGGGACCAGCUAUUUUUUGGGGGGACACAAUGAGGACAAUAUCGUAAAUCAUUACAUUUAAGGUAAAUACUUGGUUUAGUUUGGGUCCAAAGAAAUGAAUGCAAGACAAUGUCCCGAAAAGUGUGUGUGUGUGUGUGUGUGUGUGUGUGUGUGUGUGUGUGUGUGUGUGUGUGUGUGUGUGUGAGAGAGAGAGAAACAAACCUCAGUGCUGCCCUGUCCACUCUCGUAUAAUAUGACACCAGCAGCAGAGGUAAAAGCUUCAUGGAUUUAGGAACAAUAAUCCAUUUUGCUGCAUUGCUGCUGCAAUGCAACACCCCCUUUGUCUUGUUCAGGGAUGCUCCCCCGUUUGUGUGUGUGAGUACAAAUAUUUAAUGGGGACAGAUGAAAGGGCGAUUGUCUCGUCUCCUGUCAGAGGUUGAAUGAUGGGGGGAGGAAUCAGUGAGAGAAGGUGAUGAGAUGAAAUGAGUCUAUUUCUUUUUCUCCUUUCUGAUUUUCUUCACCUCCUCUGACCUCCGCUGAGGAGGUGCUUCGUUUAGUUUUUCACGAUGGGCUUUGAUCCACAUCCUGCUCGCUUUGUCUCUCCACUGGCUGACCAUCACACAGUCAGAGACUAGCUGCCUCAUGGACCAAUCAGCAUGAGGCUCCUCAACAGCCCUGUGUCGUUGCUCCUCCCCCUCCUACAUGGCCCGCCCCUCCCCGUGCGCCAUCGCUGGUGCCUGUCAACACUGUCGCCCAAUGGCGGCGCAGCAUCGCGCAGACGCCUCAGCACGGAUGGCCGCGCCCCUCAAGCCCUGAUUGGUCGGGACUCGGUGGAGGUGUUGGGCCACUCCUACAGCCGCGACGACUUCACCAACGUCGCGCCGAGCGUCUUGGCCAAGGUCGGACGCAACCUGCACAACCAACCGCAGCAUCCUCUGUGGCUGAUGAAGGAGCGGAUCAAAGCCCACUUCUACAGCGCUUACGUCGGUCGCUCGGGCAACCCUUUGUUCUCCGUCCAUGACAACCUGAGCCCCGUGGUUACCGUGGAGCAGAACUUCGACAGCUUGCUGAUCCCGCCCAACCAUCCCAGCAGGAAGCGAGGAGAUAACUACUACCUGAACAGGAGAACGAUGCUUCGCGCUCACACCUCCGCCCACCAGAGGGAGCUGGUGAGCUCCGGCCUCGACGCCUUCUUAUUGGCCGGAGACGUCUACCGGCGGGACGAGAUCGACGCCAGCCACUACCCCGUCUUCCACCAGAUGGAGGGGGUCCGACUCUUCUCCAACCACCAGCUGUUCUCGGGGGUGCAGCACGGCGAGGAGCUGUCCCUGUUUGAGGCCGGAGGUCGGCGCUCGCCUCAGAAACAGGAAACUCACUCUCUGGAGGCCGUGAAGCUGCUGGUGUUCAACCUGAAGACCACGCUGGCUCGACUCGUCACUCACCUGUUUGGACCAGAUGUGGAGGUGCGGUGGGUCGACUGUUACUUCCCCUUCACUCACCCCUCCUUUGAGCUGGAGGUGCGUUUCCAGGGCGACUGGAUGGAGGUGCUGGGCUGUGGAGUGAUGGAGCAGGAGCUGCUGAGCUCAGCCGGGGCGGGGGGCAAGGUGGGCUGGGCCUUCGGCCUCGGUCUGGAGAGGCUGGCCAUGGUCCUCUACGGCAUCCCCGACAUCCGGCUCUUCUGGAGCCGCGACGAGCGCUUCCUGGGACAGUUCCGGGUGGAGGAGGUCCAUCAGCCCGUCUGCUUCCAGCCGCUCAGUAAGUACCCCCCCCUCCUCAACGACAUCUCCUUCUGGCUGCCGGAGGGCGGAGGCGACUUCAACGAGAACGACUUCUACGAGCUGGUCCGCUCCAUCGGAGGCGACCUGGUGGAGAAGGUCUCGCUGGUGGACCAGUUCACACACCCAAAGACCGGUAGGAGGAGCCAGUGUUACAGCAUCAUCUACCGUCACAUGGAGCGAACUUUGACCCAACAGGAAGUCCGACUCGUCCACGAGCAAAUCGAACGCACCGCUGAGGCCGAGCUGGGGGUCCAGGGCAGAUACUGACACACACACACACACACACAUAAAGACACACACACACACACACACACACAAAGAGAGACUUUAAAAAACCUUCAAAUAAAGCUUUAUUGUGAAAAAUGAAAAUGUGUCUUUAACUGUAUGUUUUGUAUCUUUGCAUUUGACCAUUAAAACGCUUCUUUGUCA
Messenger RNA from Pungitius pungitius (ninespine stickleback), 2557 nucleotides. It is a transcript of the gene fars2, whose product is annotated as phenylalanyl-tRNA synthetase 2, mitochondrial. Bases 1007 to 2395 code for a protein of 462 amino acids. Gene Ontology annotation, biological process: phenylalanyl-tRNA aminoacylation. NCBI's taxonomy places the organism in Eukaryota, Metazoa, Chordata, Actinopteri, Perciformes, Gasterosteidae. The record is from RefSeq and is a predicted model, not a curated record. Gene Ontology annotation, molecular function: ATP binding; tRNA binding; phenylalanine-tRNA ligase activity. The transcript has 10 exons. Gene Ontology annotation, cellular component: mitochondrion; cytoplasm.